Molecule: messenger RNA, 1506 nt
Organism: Porites lobata
Lineage: Eukaryota; Metazoa; Cnidaria; Anthozoa; Scleractinia; Poritidae
Source: the annotation of a GenBank genome assembly
AACUGUCGAUCCCCUGGUGAUAUAAAUCACGGCUUUAAAAUCGGUAAUAACUACAAGCACGGAAAGACAGUUCGAUACUCUUGUGACGCUGGGUUCACACUUGAAGGCGAGGCUGAAGUGACUUGUGAAGAGGGAACAUGGAAUACUGAUACCCCCAAGUGCAAAGGUACAUUUUUAAGCGUGCAUGAAUUUGUAUUUAGACAUAUAUAGCUUGUAGCCUGGGACUAGGAUCCACAUUGGGAAAAAAAAGGAAAAAAAAAUGGGCGUGGGGGAAAAAAAAAUUGGCGAGCGAGGCGAUCCGUAAGGUAGUCUGGGGAGGGAAAAGGUUGGCGGAGCCUGGAGAGAUGCCUUUGAUGCCUCCGAUCCGCCCUCCAGCAAUUAACUUGUCAUUGAAAUGUCAACACUUCAGCAUGUCAGCUUAUUAUGUCGCUUUUGUAAAAAAAUAUUUGAAUUAGAGAUGAGGCCGUAAGAGUGCAAGAAAAGAGAUCUACUUCACUUCAAUCGCCAACUCGAGUACCAUCAGCUCCGGCAAAGAGAAAUAAAGACGGUUCUGAGGAAAAUGCACCGCGUUCGGCCGGUGAAGUACAGCCGAAUAGAUUCUCAAGGAGAUCCCUCAGAGUUCGCAUCAUAACGCUCGUUUACUUAGCUUCUUAUGAUGUACCAAAUGAAACAUUGCUCUUAGUAGAGUUCUUUUUUUUCCGCGGAGAUAACAUGUGUAAGUUUAUCACCUUAUGCGACAUGGACCUGAGUUUUUGGAAAGUCUUGGUAGUGACCUAUCCAGGAAAUCUGAGGGUUUUGUUUAGGCAUUUAACUUGAAGAUCGAGGUUAUAACAGUUUUAAAAGAGGUACAAAGAAAACUAUCAGAUAAAGGAACAAAUAAUAGAAUGGAUAGUUUGGAGACUCAGGUUUUAAUUCAAGAAAAUGGCUUUAGGCUGAAAAAUUUGCAGGGACUUUUAAGAAACGUGCGACACAUCCUAUCAUAAAUGCGGAAGGUACGUGCGACCACGCUAUCUUAUCUGUUUGCAGUCUUCUUGUUUUCCAAAAUAAAAAGUUGUAUUGAUUUUGGAGCUUAAUGUUGUUGUUGUUUUUUGCAACUUUUAAUUUUAGGUAACAAAUUUUUGUAAUGGCUGCAAAAUAACUAAGCCCUCAAAUUUUAACUGUCAAAUGAAGAAUUAACUCGAGUGCAUCUACUCGAUUUGUAGUCAAAGUUUUACCUAGUAUCCUGUGAUCUUCGUUUCCCAUACGUGUUUAAUUGUAAAGGACAAAGAUAAAAAAUUUAGAUCCCUUGGAAUUGUUAUAGCUGUUGAGUGUGGUGAUCCUGGCAAACCCACCAAUGGAGAUCAGAUUGUCAAGAAAGGCUACGUCUAUGGCGGAUCAGUCAAGUUUGUUUGUGACAAGAAUUACACUCUAGUUGGGGCUGAUACUAUAUAUUGUCAAGCUAAUAGGAGUUGGAGUUCCUCUCGUCCACGCUGCGUAGGUAAGUGCCAUUUAUUAUAUACGUACUGA